AUGACUCGCAGCCGCAGAUCUGGCCGUGUCAAGGGUGCCAGAACAGUGUACACUGAGGAUCCAUUUGUUGCUGCUGGAAUCAGUGACGAAUCAGGCUCUGAGUUGACUGAGAAAGGACCCCGAAGCAAGACUAAAAGGGUGAAACGAGAGGAUUCUGCGUCGGACUCUGAAUUCGAUGCAGGCUCAGAUCCAGACGUCGCCGAGCCAGAGGAAGAUGAGGAUGACGAGGGCUCUGUAGACGAGGAAGAGAAUGCACAAGAUUCUGAUACUGGAUCUCGUGGGGAUGGAGGUGACCUCAUGGAUGUUGAUGAAAUCAAAGCCAUGCCCAAGAAGAAAAGGGUUGCGCCCUCUCAAAUACCAAAAGAGAAGAUACCGACGGCCUAUGGGAUCAAUACACCAUCGGUGGAGGAGACGCAUACUCGGGGCAUCUUAGACUCGCGAGACCACGUUUCAAAGUUCAUGUCAUACAACUUGACUUUUGGUUCUGAUGACCGAGACCUAGGUGUCACAAUCCACAUACGAGGCCGAUGGCGUUGGGGCCGAGACUCUACAUUUCCAACUCGUGUUUCUUUGGAGACGACCGAAGGAGAAUCCGAUUCCCCAUAUGGUCCAACGUUGGGAAUCUCUCCAGAGGAUCUUGAGAAGGAACGAACUUUAGGCUGGAGCUGGUACUACGAUCAAGAGACAGGCGAAAAGUUUCGAAAACAGCAAAGAAUGAAUCUGAAAUCGAAAGUGCUGGAAACAAGACUCCGUUAUUUGCCGUCACCGAAGCCCAAAAGUCAUACUAUUCUCAUGGGACCAGCCAAUAAUCAAAAGUCUUUUCACCUUGGUUAUCAUGAGAGUAUGGAUUUCAGUCAGGCUUGGGGGACUAAACAAAAUGGAACCGCCAAGAUACGUGAGGGCUGGGUCGUCAACAUCGGGCAAAAGAUCCAAUGUAUGGCAUGGGCUCCCAACCAAGAGGGUGCAUCUCAAUAUCUAGCCGUGGCUGCACCAAUCACCGAUGAACAAAAGAAAAGCUACAAGGCCCACGAAAAUCCCCCAAUCUCCUCGUUCUUACCAUCACUUCCAUAUGGUGGAGCAAUUCAGAUUUGGGAAUUCAAAGGCAAAGAAGGAGGGACCCAAGGUAGUACUCUUGACAUGACUGUUGAACCACGACUUCGCCAUAUAUUCUGCUCGGAGUGGGGGGAUCUUCGGCGUAUGGCAUGGUGUCCCAUGGGACGAGAAAAGCGAGGUAAUGUCGACGAAGGUUUGAUAGACAUUGGUCUACUGGCUGGAGUCUGGGGAGAUGGAAGGGUGCGAGUGCUGGACAUCAAGCUACAGCAAGCCCACAAAGACUCCAUUGGUCCCAAAUACAUUCUAGCGGAAAUAAUUUCCCCAGCAUUUGAGGCCAUGCCCAGCUCGACCGUUUGUACAUGCGUGGCGUGGCUCUCACCCAGCGACAUUGCAGUUGGCUGUGGAAAUGGUUUCGUGGCCAUUUACAGUAUUCUCCCUUGCUCCACCUCUGAACCUGAACCAUAUUUCUAUCGUUCAUUUCACGCAACCUACGUUUUGAAUAUCACAUCCAUAUAUCCAACACAUCCACACCUUCUUUCAACAAUAUCAGUGGAUGGUGAAACUCGCUUAUGGUCCAUGCUUGACCCCCAAAGUGAGACCACUAGCACAGUUCGAGUACGAUUAGCUUCAUCUCAUCUCAGCUUCUCGCCAGUCCUCCAGGGAGUCUGCUCCAGUGAUGAGCAUGAAUAUGGUCGACUCAUGCCCAUCAGACGAUUUUUUGCCACCGCCACAAUUUCAAAGAUCUUCAGUGCGGUUUCUGCUCUCGCUCCAUGCAGUUUCUGGCACCCCAGCCUUCUUUAUGGUGGGACAGGAGGUGAGGUAAUGGCGACAAAUCCUCUCCGUAAAAUCCUACACCCAAAAGAAACACAGUGGCAGCAACUAUGGUUUGUUCAUAGCUGGGUCUCCGGAUCCGAACCCGAUCACCCAGGCGUCAGCCGGUUCUACGAGGGAUUCAGUGCGGAAGGCACAGGCUCUAUGCGCAACGGAGAGCCCCGACCAAUGGGCCUCAGUCUCACCACGAUUUAUGAGGAAGGGACCCACGUCACAGCACUGGGAUGGAAUCCCAACCGCCAGUGUGCCGCCUGGGGCAGUGCCGCACUUGGUUGUGGCCUAUUGCGGGUUGAAGAUCUUGCCGUUGCAUGA
This is a messenger RNA of Penicillium verhagenii, 2196 nucleotides long. Its product is annotated as transcription factor TFIIIC subunit TFC6. Gene Ontology annotation, biological process: transcription by RNA polymerase III. The record is from RefSeq and is a predicted model, not a curated record. Gene Ontology annotation, molecular function: protein binding. The transcript is spliced from 2 exons. Lineage: Eukaryota; Fungi; Ascomycota; Eurotiomycetes; Eurotiales; Aspergillaceae. Gene Ontology annotation, cellular component: transcription factor TFIIIC complex. Bases 1 to 2196 code for a protein of 731 amino acids.